AUGUGCGGUUUGCAAAAGCCGAUCUGUGUUAUUCUUCUGGUGACCAACCGACCCGUUUGUUGGACGAGGAGGAUGAAGAUGCUUCAGUCGAUCAUCCGAAGAACUCAAGGUCCUACGGCAACAGUCGGAUCACUUGGAACAUACAUUCACCCUCUUCAUCAAUCAUCCACCUAG
Molecule: messenger RNA, 174 nt
Organism: Puccinia graminis f. sp. tritici CRL 75-36-700-3
Lineage: Eukaryota; Fungi; Basidiomycota; Pucciniomycetes; Pucciniales; Pucciniaceae
Exons: 2
Coding region: 1-174 (57 amino acids)
Source: RefSeq, a predicted model, not a curated record